Molecule: messenger RNA, 4493 nt
Organism: Lytechinus variegatus (green sea urchin)
Lineage: Eukaryota; Metazoa; Echinodermata; Echinoidea; Temnopleuroida; Toxopneustidae
Product: protein enabled homolog
Exons: 6
Coding region: 467-2749 (760 amino acids)
Source: RefSeq, a predicted model, not a curated record
UCAGGUGAGCGAACACAGUCUGAGCAUCCGAUGUGUGCAGAACACACAUGUGUGUAUGUGUCUAAUGGUAAUGGUAAGAAGUCGCCUUUGAGAGAGAGAGAAAGAGCGAGAGGACCAAAUGCAGAAAAAGGAAAGAAAUGACGUUCAAUGUAUGCGCGCUGCAUUGGUGAUACGAAACCAAAUAUCAUUGGCGUACGACGAAACUAACGCUAAUUUGUUAUGACGGACUGAUAAUUUAAAAGAAAAACUAUUCAACUUGGCGUAUUUACUGGAGUUUUAUGUCACCACUUUUGAUCUGUUGCUAGAUGGGACCUACAGAUGAAGGAUGGAGUUAAUUUGGAUACUACAUGAGCCUUAAAAGCAAGGUUGUUUUCAUUUACUUCUAAAACAGAAACAACGAUAACCAUAGCUGAAAAAGUUGGCGCCAUCAAACCAGAAUAAUUUAGUCUUCCGCGCACCUGACAACAUGACAGCCAAGGCAAACGUAAAGGACAUCCAAUGGUCCCGUCAGCAGUAUUCCUUGAGAGAGGCCAUCAAGAGAUGUACUUUCCCUCAGAUUAUGAAGGUGGUAGAGGGGUAUGAGUCGUCGGAUGAGACAGAGACGUUGGCUCGAGGACAGAUUCUUCGUAUACAUCAAAUCCACACCCAGACCAGAGUCUUGGCAACGACAGACAAGAAAGGAAGAUGGCUAAGUAUUCCCCUCCGGUACGCCGAAGCAAGAUUCGAGGUCGUAUCGAGUGGAAAACGUUCGAAGCCCAUGUACAUGCGAGAGAUCAUCGACAAGUCACUACUGCCGCAGAAGGUCCAUUUCUUCACAGGAGACGAUCUUACUUUCCACCUUCAGCUCAAGAGCAACGUGCCGAACACCAAGGAGAAGUUUGGCGCCCUCACUCUGCAGAAAAUGUACGAGACGGGAUAUCUCCAGGGCAACGCUAUUCAGAACGAUCACUUGGACACCAUGAUCCUCAACAUCCCUCUUCAUUCACCUGUAUCGGUGGUCCUAGCCGAGUCUUUCAUCGUCGGGUCUAGAGAGAGAUGGGAACGGUACCAGACUCUGCUUGAUAAAAUUGUUUCCAAGAAUGUCGUCUUUGAACUCCAUCCUGGCAAUCCACAUAUAACAUUCUUUACGGACAAAGGACUGGAAUCUGCAAAUCAACAGGAGCAAUACGAAAAGAUCACUCCCUCGGGAACUCUCUUCAUCAUGACAAAAAAUGAACGGUUAAAACAGAACAAAGGUUCUGGGAGUAUGCUUCCUGGUCCAAGUGGUGCGAGGACAUUGUCCGCAGUUUCUGCUGGCAAGGCGCCCAAGGACCGCGAUAACGCUUCAGUUCAAGCAGGAGAGAGGCAAGGAAGACCGGUCCUGCGACACACUCAGUCAGAUCUGAAUGAAGGUUCGUCUUUUAUUUCUAGCAGACCAAGGAUGCAAUCCCCUGGAAGGCCGUUGUCCAGUAAGGUCACGUCAGUUCAUGGUACAAUGCCAAGGUCUAUCUUGAAGAAAGAUCCUGCAGAAGAUCGGUUUCCACCCCCUCCUGCAGAGCUGUUGAUGAGCGGCAAUUCGGUUCACAACCCAAUGGCAUUCAAGCGUGACAACAGGCCACAGUCUCCCCCUCCACAACAGGGUGUGCGCAGGCGCACAUCCCACUCGCCUGGCCGCUUGGACGCCAGAGCGAAGAGUCCUAUAAGGGUUGACUACCCGAGGUCGGCGAAUCCAAGUUCUUCACCCAGAGGCUCAGGGUCUAGCAUGAACAGCCUUGCAGACUCGGGGUACUCCACGGCCUCCAGUAAUGACCCCCGAGGUAGACCAGGUGGUAAAGAGUUCCAUGGCAAACUACCGGAUCCCGAUUAUGACGCUGAUCCCGUUGUAGCAAAUGGAAGAGGAGGGGAUUUCGUUGACCAUCCUUCUAUGCAAUCAAGCCCCCUACCUCCAGCACCACCUCCUUUAGGAACUAUACCUUCGAAGCAGAACAUCCCAAAUGGAGUACCCGCAGCGCCCCCUCCACCUCCUGCAACUGCGGUACCCGGUGCACCUCCGCCACCUCCCAUUGGAUUUACUUCACCACCACAACCACCAAAAUAUGGCGAGGUGGCUAAGAUCAAGGCCAGCCAAUCCCCUUCACAAAGUCCAAGAAGUAAACCUCAGAUGAAUACAGGGAACUCCAGAGAUGAUAUGCUACAAGAGCUUAAAAUGAAAGCUGAGAGGCGUGCAUCCAGGCUCGAGGGACUCGUGCCUUCCAAUAAGCCGCCAAGCUUCGGAAACAAGUCUUCCCCAAGAGGCAGCAUUUCAUCACCAAGGUUGAUAAACAACAACAAUGAACCAAGCAAUGAACUGCAAGCUCGUCUCGCCAAACGUUUUUCACAGGCUGAAGGUUCCGGCUUGGAGCAGAAUAGCUUUACUAAGACGCCACCAACGCCAGCUGCCAAACCAACUUCCAGACUAACGAACUCGAAAACCCCUCCCGUUACUUCAAAGUUUGGAGCAGCCCGAAACUCCCCAAAGACCGAUAGUGUCACGUUUGACUCAUUAGCUGGAGUCCCCAAGGACUUGAGUUCUCUCUCGGUGUCACAAGUCUGUCAGUGUCUAAAGCUGAUGAACCUUGAAAAAUACAGUGCGGCUUUCAAGAGUAAUUCUGUUGAUGGGCAAUUGAUGUUACAGCUCAACCAAGAAGCGUUAGUAGACAGUUUCAAACUCAAUAACUGGGACGCAAAACGAGUCGAUUCGUUUAUUAAGGGAUGGAGGCCCAAGUAUUGAAAAAUAUGCGCUUCUUAUGCAAAGCAAGAAGGGACUCAACUCAAUACCUGCCAUGGGCCAGUUCUCCCUUCGUGGUGAUAGUAUGCAAUUGUCAUCGAUUGUGACAAACAAUGUUGACUAUAAUUAUGAUCUGACUGUUUGAUCGUGUGAACAAAAUACUGAAUUGUAUGAUACGUGCGCUAUCAUAUCUGAUUUUUUUGGCACUCUCUUCAAAUAAGCUGAUGAUCAAACGGAUAAACGUCUCUGCUUGCUUGUUUGCUUGCUUUGCAUGCACGGCUGCUUUAUUGUUGAUGUCUGCAUUAUACAUCAGCACUUACGAACUUGAGACUUCCAUUACGCCAUACUGCAUAUUUUGUUUUUAAUUGCAUGAACUCUAUUCUUCCAACUCGUGUUACACAUGUUUAUUAACCUUGCCUAUUCAUGAAAAGGGUUUGAGAUUUGAUCAGUAAACACUUCUGGCCCGCGAAGCAUUUCAAUGACUGUGUAAUAUUGAUUUAUGUUACCAUUUAAUGCACUGAUUAGUUUGCUUUCUUUAAGUUUGUUUGAUAAUAGGCAGUGUUUUCACAGCCUUUUCCCCCUCGAACAUUUGAAAUUCGAAAUCAGUUGUACGCAGUCACAAUCGACAUGUACAGGAAUUUCUCUCUGUAAUGUCUAAAAGAGAAAUGUAGCUCUCAUUGCACACCAUUUUGAUUGUAGAAUUGUCAUCGAGAAUUCGAAUAUCAUGGAGCUGAGGUAUGCCCUAUUAAAGAAUGAAUCUAUAUUUUGUUCCUUUUUCAUAAAGUAUACACUAAACUCUCAGUUGCAUUUCAGAUGAGAGGGUUGUCUCCCCCGCCCUCUUCAGCGAUCAAUGAAUAUUUAAAAAAAAAUUGCCGCACCAAUUUCCAAGUCAUACUAACCUUUCUCAAAUUUGACGAAUUUUAUCAUACAUUAUUUAUUUUGGCAUUUGUUAAUGAAUAUAGAAGAGGUAAAACAAAUGAGAUCCAUUAAAAUCCACUCUCCAAUUUAUAAACGUCGUAGAUUGAAAGUAAAAUCCGAAGGAGUGUUCUUUGGUACAUAUCCAAGUGUCAGAUUUUAGUAUAUUCUAUGUAUAUGUCAAAUCGAACCCAUCUUGAAUCGUACGUAAUAAGAAUAUUUUUUUAGAUUUUAAAAGAAUAUCUAUGUCAUUUAAAAAUUAUCAAUUUGAAUCUUCUUUUCGAAGGUAAAACCUUCACUCCAACCCUACCUCCCCAAAUCUUUUGAUUGAUCUACAUGUAGUUAGUAUUCAAGAAUAUCGUAAGAUGUGUUUUUAUUUCAUCGAAAUAAAUUAAGUGGAGGUUGUCAGGCAUGGACUGUCUUCACGAUUCUCACUUCGAAACAACCAUUUUAUGAAUAAUUGUUAUUGAAUAAUGAUUAUGUUAAGCUUCAUCUAUGGUUUAAUAGUUACGUCCCUUAAUAUUGUUAAAUUAAGAACCUAUGAUAUUUAAAAAUAUAUAUUAUAUUUUGAUGAUACAUGCACCAUAUGUUAUAAUUUCAUAGAAUUCUAUUUCGUACUAAGGGAAUUAAUAUAUUUUUGAUAAAUAUAUCCGACUUUAUGCUUGCAAGAAAUGUAGUUUGUUAAUUCGUUCAUUUUCAGAUAUUUUUUGUUUUGUUUUUGCUAUACUGUAAAGAAAUUAAUGUUAAUAUUCAAAGCAACCAGAUGGAUAGUGUAAUACGCAGUACUAUAUUACCUGUCUUUAUUAGUUAAAUAUAUCUUAAUCACAAACAA